AGUCCCAGAAUGAUUGCUUCAGUAAACCCCAACAUGAAUUCCUCCUUCUUCUUCCUCACUGGAUUUUCUGGGCUGGAACAGCAUUAUCCCUGGCUCUCCAUCCCUUUCUCUUCCAUAUAUGGGAUGGUGUUCCUGGGAAACUGCAUGGUGCUCCAUGUGAUCCGGACUGAGCCGAGCCUGCACCAGCCCAUGUUCUACUUCCUGGCCAUGUUGGCCCUCACUGACCUGUGCAUGGGGCUGUCCACCAUGCCCACAGUGCUGGGGAUCCUGUGGGGGCUCAUUCAAGAAAUCAGCCUGGAUUUCUGCAUUUCCCAGUCCUAUUUCAUCCAUGGUCUGUCCUUCAUGGAGUCCUCCGUUCUGCUCGCUAUGGCUUUUGACCGGUAUAUUGCAAUUUGCAAUCCACUGCGUUAUUCCUCCAUCCUAACUGUUUCCAGAAUUAUCAAAAUUGGGCUCACCAUAUUAGGUAGGAGUUUCUUCUUUAUUACACCUCCUAUCAUCCGUCUGAGGCUCUUCCAUUACUGCCAUCCCCACAUCCUCUCUCACUCUUUCUGCCUGCACCAGGAUCUUCUCCGCCUAGCCUGUUCAGACAUCCGAUUCAAUAGCUACUAUGCCCUGAUGCUGGUCAUUUGCACACUAAUGUUAGAUGCUAUUCUCAUCCUCUUCUCCUAUGUCCUGAUUCUGAAGUCAGUUCUGGCAAUUGCCUCUCAGGAAGAGCGGCAUAAGUCAUUACAGACUUGCAUCUCUCAUGUCUGCGCUGUCCUUGUGUUCUAUAUCCCGAUCAUCAGCCUCACAAUGGUGCACCGGUUUGGCAAGCACCUCUCCCCUGUGGUCCAUGUCCUUAUGGGCAACAUCUACAUCCUUUUCCCACCUUUGAUGAACCCCAUUAUCUAUAGUGUCAAGACCCAACAGAUUCGUACCAGAAUACUCAGAGUCUUUUCUCUUAAAAGAAAUUGA
Cynocephalus volans (Philippine flying lemur) is the source of this 954-nucleotide messenger RNA. Its product is annotated as olfactory receptor 51V1. The transcript has a single exon. The record is from RefSeq and is a predicted model, not a curated record. Gene Ontology annotation, biological process: G protein-coupled receptor signaling pathway. Gene Ontology annotation, molecular function: olfactory receptor activity; G protein-coupled receptor activity. Bases 10 to 954 code for a protein of 314 amino acids. Gene Ontology annotation, cellular component: plasma membrane. Lineage: Eukaryota; Metazoa; Chordata; Mammalia; Dermoptera; Cynocephalidae.